Linum trigynum is the source of this 6437-nucleotide messenger RNA. The record is from the annotation of a GenBank genome assembly. Lineage: Eukaryota; Viridiplantae; Streptophyta; Magnoliopsida; Malpighiales; Linaceae.
UCAAAAUUCACUUUCCUUCAUUAAAAUCCUCACACAAUUCAUGUAAAUGAAUUUAUUAACACAAAAAUCCAUUUAAUCUAGUUCUGGUCAUAAAAAUCAAUAUAGACAAUAAAAUAUUAAAAAUCUCGUAUUAACCAAUAUUUUACGGUAACUUAAAUUCCAACAAAACGGUAAAUCCGAAAAUCUCCAAAAAAUACAAGAACCUUCAUUUUUCAUCCUAAAACAAGUCUGUCCAGUUUUUAUAUUUUUCAACAAAUCAAAACCAUGAAAAUUAUAUUACACUCGGUCUUUACCGCAAAUCUCGUAUUAAGCUCGUUUUUACCAUUUCAAAGAUAAAAACUACACCAACUGUCUAAUUUACCAUUUCCAGACCAAAACCCAUUUAACAAUCCAUACUGACCAUUUUAAAGUGAUCAAAAUCUUAAAGAUAAAUAAAAAAAGUUUUUACCGAGCCUUCCGUAAAAUUCACCGUUAUGCAGUUUUUAAUCCGGAAGCCAUUUUCAAAUGAAAUCUUCUGCUCAAUCUGCCCCAACAUCAUUUUAGACAUACAAAAAUAUCUUAGAUCCGUUUUAAACUCAAUAAACCCAACUAUCCAUUUUUACGGUGAAACUUGUAAAAUACCGAUAUGUACACCGUAAAAUCCAUAACAAUAAAGAACAAUCACCAAAUAAUCAUAUCAGCAACCAAGUCAUCAACCACACUAAUCCAUCCAUCCAAAUAUGCAAAUAAAGCAUAAAUAAUCGAUGCAAUAAUUAAGGUCCUCUUAAUCCCCACACACCUUAAUUUUAGCCGAUUCCAAGUCGGGAAUUAAGUUCUAAAAUUCCAGAGGUUGGCUCCUAAAUAUUCUCCUUGUUUCUACGGUCCUGUAGGCGAAAACGGUUCGUCGUUUGGACGUCAAACGAAGAAACUGCGAGCUGAUCAUCGUUAGUACGAAAUUAGGGAUUAAUUUUGAAUUUUCUGCUGUCCAAAAUCUGCAGAAAACUGGAAAUUCCUUUACCUCACGUACCAACUUCCGGGCCUUGUUUCUCCCUCGUCUGAGCUCGGAAUUCAAUUUCGUAAAAUCUGUGAUGCUCGUGGAGACUUUCUCUUCGCAACAGUAUCAAGCUUCGUAGCUGAUACUACCUUUAAUGGUGCUGGUUUGGCUGACGAAAAGGUUACGGCAAAAGUUUCGGCGAAGAAUUUCCGUUGAGUUGGUUGGACGAUUUUGGCUCCGUAAUGGGAUUUUUGUGGGUUCUAAAUCUUUGCUGGGCAUACAGAGGUUAUGAUAGGCGUUUGUUAACUAUCCUUUCCUUCCAUUCUUUUCUUGGCGUAUGAAAAUGAUGAUAUGAAGUGAGGAAGAAGAAGGAAAGAGUCUCCCCCUCUUAUUAAUUCUUGUUUCAGAUCUUCAUCACUCCUAAUUAAGGCCCAGGCAGACCCUCAUAAAGCUAAAGGCCGCCUUCUAAAUCCUCAGGUCAGUUAUGGAGUUGAAGGGACGAGUUUCAAAGGCUGCACCGCUUGGUACGAGUUUAUCUACAGCUGCAGCAGCGACGCAGAUUCAGUUUAUGAAAUAGGAUGUAGUAUUUUGUAGACAUAAAUUUCGUGUGGUCUACUGGUUUGGGCAAUUUUCUGCCCUUGAACCUUGGGAAGGGUCCAGGUUCGAUUCCUAUCAGCCCCUUAUUUAUUUUUAUUGCAAUUUUUAGGCUUGGAGAGUUUCAAAGUGAUUUCGUUGAUCCUAUCUCGUAUAGGAUAACUUCUAGAUUUUUUUUCCAGCCUCGAAACGUAUAUUAUACGUCUGCCAUCUGGAAAAAAAUUUAUUCGAGGUUCGGGAUGUUACACAAUGGGUAAGCAAUUUAUAUGAAAAAUAUUAGAAAUGUUCGUUAUUUUUAUUAUAAGACCACGGAAACAAACAAUAUUAUGAUAAAUAUAGUUAAAUUAUUGGAGAAAUUGAGAUUUUCACUAAUUUACAACUUUAUUAUAGAUAAAAUUUGAUGAAAUAAAAGGAAAAUCCUAAGUAAUUUGACUAAAUUUACGUGUAAUUUAGGCAAGAACGGGUUGAGAAUGGGGCGGGUCAGGGUAGGUCGGGUCGAUGAGAGUACCCAUGCCCGCCCCGCCCCAAAACAGGUCAAACAGGUCGGGUAAAACAGGUCAGAUCGAAAUUGCCAUCCCUACCCACCGCAACUUCUCCCCUUUGGUACGACUCCUAAAUGUCCUCCUAGAGUGGUCGACAGAACCACCGUUGCAACCAAUAGAGUGAGCAACUAACCUCCCAUGUUGUGGACGGCACCCCAUUGCUACCCACCGCUAACCUGAAAAUGUAAGCCAACUCUCUCUUUUUGCCUCGCCACGCAGAGUCGAGAAGUUCAUUCUCACUAUAGUUCCACCGAGAUUGGCCAAUUAACCUCUCAUAGUGCAUAAUCGGAGCUAUAUCCCCUGUACCUGUAAGUUCCCUUAUUUAGGUUUCUUUUUUAAUUUGGAUUUUGACUGUGUUUCUGGGUUUUGCCUCAAAACAUAAUUACCUCUCUCCUCGAGUGCCAGCCGGAUAGUCUUCUUCUCUCCAAUGGCAACAGGCUGCUUCUUGCCUUCCAAUUUUUGUGUAUGGUUUUGUUUCUCAGGUUGGUAAUAUAGAGCUUUUGGAAGCCCAAAAACUUAUGAUCAGCUGGUAUUUAUUUAUCGAUCUCAGGGUUUAUAUCUCAAGUUCGAUUCAUCACUGCCAAAUUGAUCUCAAUGGUAGUCGAAAUUUGAAUAGAACUCUGUACAUUAUAACUGAAAAACUACUGAGAAUCUUUGCUGCAUAUUUUGGAUUAUGUGAGUGUUGGGGGUUUCUAUCUUUCUUUCCUCUAAUGUGGUUUCUCUUGCUAAUCAGUUUGGUGGUUUGGCCAUUUGUAUAAAUUUAUCAUCAACAUGAGUCUUUUUCUUUAACCAAGUAUUUUAUGGUUUCUUUUCAUGCAAAGUGAACUUGCAAGCUUAAUGGAAGUAGAAACAAUACUAAAUAUAUUCACCAAGACCCGGGGAUGUCAGAAGCUGGCAAAACCACUAGCAAAGGGAAACUAAGAGAAGAACCAAUGCUUCAGUAGGUAGACAAGUUGUGUGGGUAUUGAGAAUUAUUGAAAUGCUGCCAACUUGCAGUUAUAAUGAGGUUAGUUUGCCGUAGGGAUCAAUUCCUUAUUGUUUGACUCAAAUUUAGAUACCCAGUUGAUAAGCAAAACUUACCCACUAUUCUGUAUUCCCAAUCUACGAUUAUACUUGGUCGUAGUUUGGUGUUGUGUUUUAGCGAGUAAGCAAUUAGAUGACAUCCGGAGAGGGAUAGUUCUCGAGGAAAUCCUGAAUCUGCGUGAUAAUUUUGUUCAGAUAAGUCAUUGGUUUGUUGGACGUAAUAGUAAUAGGGUUGUCCAUUAGGUGGCACGAAAAACACUUUUAUUAUUUUCUUCUUUAGUUGGAUAUGAUUUUAUUACUUGGCAGGUUUUAGUCAUGUGACUUUUGGUAUCUCGUUGUUUUCCUCCGUAACAGGAACACAAUAUCUUUUUUUUUUUUUUUGUGGAAAUAGGAACAAAAUUUUAUAAUAAAGAAAAUAUUAUGUUAUUUUAAUUCUAAAAAUAAUAAAACCUCAUUUUUUUCGGGAAAGUUAAACUCAGUCGCCGAGUUGAUACCGUGUCAACUAACGCACAAACUUCUCAUACUCCUGUUUUUUAUCCCCCUCUCUCCCUUCUUUCCUGAAUGUACAAAUGACAAUGAGGACACAAACACAGCACAAAAAAGAGACACUGAGAUUUGCUUCUCCAUUUUCUUCCUUUCCUUUGAUUCUUUCUCCAUAUUACCUUACCCCGUUGGUUCCUUCUUCCAAUUUCUCCUCUUCGUUGCCUAUUAAUUGCUUUCCAUUUCUAAUAAUUCUCUCUUAACUACAUACAAUCAAACCAUUUAUAGAUAGUGAAAUCAUGUCGGUACAAGUUCCACCGGCACAAGAAUGUAUGUACAAAAAUGAACAGAAGGGCGCCGCCGGAGCAGAAGACCCAGCUGCCAGUUUUUGGUCAUCCAAUUGGACCAUAAAUGUUUUAGAUGUAAAGACUGUUCAGAUUAACAACCUUCCAUCAAAUGCCACAGAAAGAAAUAUAAGAGAUUUUUUCUCCUUUUCUGGUGAAAUUAUCAUACACGUUGAAUUACGAAGAGAGAGUGAAGCAACUCAGGUGGCUUAUGUAACCUUCAAAGAGUCACAAGGAGCAGAUACCGCCUUACUUCUCUCUGGAUCCAUCAUAGCUUAUAACUCUGUCACUAUCACUCCUGUUGAAGAUUACAUUUUGCCCCCAGAAGCCUCCCGUAUCUUGGACGAACUGAUGAAACCAUCAGUAGGAGCGGGCAGUAGGAAUAACUUGGCAAUAACAGUGGCGGAGGAAGUGGUGAGCAGCAUGCUAGCGAAGGGAUUGGUGAUGGGGAAAGAUGCGCUCCACAAGGCGAAAGCAUUCGACGAUCAGAUCCUCCACCUGACGUCAAACGCCACCGCCAUCGACCAGAGGAUGGGGCUGGUGGAGAAGGUCGCCCAAGGGAUGGCCGCCGUCAGGAAGUUGGAGCGGCGGUUCCAAGUCACCGAAACAACUAAAUCCGCCCUCCUCGCCGCCGGCUCCGCACUGAUGGACAGCGACAUCGAGUACGUAGCCGCCGGUGCUUCCUGGGUCUCUGGUGCCAUCGCCACCAUGGUAAGGGCCGUGGCGGACGUCAAGGUGAUGACCAAGGAGAAGCUGGAGAGGGCGGAAGAGGAGAAGCGAGCAUUGCUUCUACAGGAGAGGACAGGAGGGAGCAUUGUUAAUAAGCUGGCGCACAUGCACUUUGACCAUCACCAUCCUCAUCCUCAUCCUCCCCAUUUUCAUUCUCCAUCUGACCCGAGAAAGCUUACUUACUACUAAUACCCAAAACGACACUGGAUCCAUCAUCAUUUUCAUUUAUGUUAAUUAUGCAUCUGAACUUUCUUCAAAUACAUCAUAUCGUACAAGAAUUCAUUUAUAUAUGUUGUCCCCCCUCCAGUUUGGGUUUCAAAUGCAAUUUGACAUAUGCAACUUAAGUACCAGCUAGGGCUUUAUAGAUCGAGUUUUGAAUAAUAAAUCUAAUAUUACUCCCACUCAUAUAACACGCGUCUGUUGAAAUUGACAAGCAAGGUAUGCCGGUUUUGCAAGUGGAACGGUUCAACCGUGGCAUAUGCCGGUAAGUGUCGGUUUUAACAAAAUUACAUAAAAAUUAAUUCAUACAUGAUAAUCAAAGAUCAAAACAACAUGGUGUAACAUCCCGUUACGGCAAAACCCAUAUUUCGAUCGCUAGAAAAUUUCACGAUUUAAAAUCGAGCAUUUCGACACUAUUUUGACGAAAAUCGGAUUAUCGAUCGAUCGGAUAAGUAUAUGUAUUAAUUAUAUAUAUUAUAUAAUAUAUAUAUAAUACACUGUCCAUUUAAUUCCCCACGCGUCCCAUUUUCUUUCCAUCAUCAUCGUUGCAUUAUUUCUUUUCUGGACCGAGAGAACUGGAGCAGAGGGCGCGCAGGGGAGGUGAGCACGGAAAUUCUCAGAGCUCAAAUCUUAAGUUUUAAUGAUCCAAAAAUCCCGUAAGUAAUGUCUAAUUCAUCCAUACAUCGUGAUUUAUCGAUUUAGAGCUUUAAAACGAGUUUUUGGUUCAGGAAUUUCUUGAAUUCCCGAUAAGCCAAAUUAGGGUUUCGGAGUAUCCGGAAGCCGGAUUGAGCCCAAAUUUCAUAUACGAGCUUCCUGCAGCGAGGUAAUCAAUCCCCUAGUUCUAAUCCCUGAAUUUCGGCUAUUAUUUAGGCCGGGGUCCAAACCGCUGAAUUUAGCUCCGGCCAGGGUUUGAUGUGUUUUUACCAAGAAUUUGACCCGGAGCCUAAAACUAAUAUUGACGGGGAUACUGCAGGGGAUAUUAGGACGAUCUCGGAUUUUAAUUUGGGGUUCGUUUGUGAAAUUGACGUUUUAGUACGGGAGGCUAGAACCGGUGUUUGAACGGCCAAAACUGGUGAGGGAUUAGCACGGCAUACCGGGUUUGUCGUAUCACGAUAAUUAUAUUGAUGCUCAGAAUUGAUCUAGGUGAACUAGAAUGGCAUGAUUAGGGGUGUAUGAGCUUUUGUGCUAUAUGUUGAACCCUGGAUUGCUGUAUGAUAUUAUUGACUUGCCCUAAUCGAUAUGAACCUUGUUUAUGCUGAUGAUUGUGUAUAUGUUGCAAAUUGUGGGCUUGACUAUUAAUAUGCUUUACGAUGGUUCGAGAAGGUGAUUAUGUAUGAUUUUUCAUGAUUGUUGUAUUUGGAUGCACAUGUGGGAAAAUAUAUGUUCCCUGGUGAUAUUAUGACGUUUAAGGAGGAUGACUGGCACGAGGGUUUAUCCCGAGGAAGUGCAAUUAUACGACUCCUGAUUUACCUAUGUUGAGCCAAUUAUGGCCAGGUUAAGUACAUGUGCAAGUAAUGAAUUAUGAUUAAGCAA